This is a messenger RNA of Phlebotomus argentipes, 715 nucleotides long. RefSeq lists its product as uncharacterized. NCBI's taxonomy places the organism in Eukaryota, Metazoa, Arthropoda, Insecta, Diptera, Psychodidae. The coding region runs from base 163 to 648 and encodes 161 amino acids. The transcript is spliced from 3 exons. Gene Ontology annotation, molecular function: protein binding. The record is from RefSeq and is a predicted model, not a curated record.
GAGAUGACAGCAAUUGCAAUUCCUCACUCAGAACUGUGUUUCCUUGCAUUCUCAGCACAAAAAAACCCCAAAUAAACUCUACAAAUGUGUUUGCAAUUAAUUUGACAGUGAUAUUAAGAGUGACACUUAUUGUUUAAGACUCUGUUCGUGUUAUCAUUGCAGAUGUCGUGCUCAAACUUAAUAGACCUCAACGAUGAUUGCUUAUUAUGCAUCGCGUCAUUCCUACAUCUUCGCGAUUUACUCAGUUUCGAGCACGUCUGCCAGCGAACGCAACAAGUGGCGCGGUUGCAGUAUCGCAAGUACCGCAGAUAUCGACUCUUAUUGCGCGAAGAGGGCGGAGAAUCUGACAAGGUUUUAUCCAGCAUCGGGGAGUUUAUUGAGUGUAUGGAGUUUUCCUGUGGCUUCACCAUCAGCAGCGACAUAAAGAGGCGAAUCUUGGGGAAUAUCGCGAGAUUCUGCGAGAAAAUGCACACAAUUAUACUCAGAUAUUUCUCUCUGAAUUCCAUUGAGACUAUCGAAGAUUUGCAGCCUCUGGCGAACUGUAAAGCUCUCAAGACAAUUUACCUGAUAAACUGUGAUGCCAACAGUGAGUUUCUGCAAAACUACGAGGAAUUGAAGCAUGUGAAAAUAAUCGACUAUCAUCAGUGAAUGUCUAUUUUGAAGACACUUUGAUUAAAAGAACAGUUGUCACACUUUAUUAAGCAGUUUGAAUGAC